Sclerotinia trifoliorum is the source of this 3739-nucleotide messenger RNA. The record is from the annotation of a GenBank genome assembly. Lineage: Eukaryota; Fungi; Ascomycota; Leotiomycetes; Helotiales; Sclerotiniaceae.
AAUGAGCGGUUGUAUGGAAUUGAUUACACUUUGCUAUAUUAUGGAUACCUUGUCUAAAUACGAAUUUUGUAUCUCAGAAUAGGUUUGUUCAUUCUAGCCCGCGGGGGUUUCCAUGAUGAAAAUGGUGUCUUAGCUUAUUGAUCAGCGAAGGGAGAAACAUAAUUCAACUCCCAAUUGUAGCUCUAAAGUAGCAUCAAUGUCAAUAUGACUGUUUGAGAAUUAAAUACUUAUUAUCUAAUAAUAUUAUAAAACGAUGACUGGGAAUUUUGAAAGUCAUAAAUCAAAUUCUAAUGAACAGAUGAAAUAUUGAGUUGAGCAUAGUUGACUUCAACUACCACUUCAAAAUGCUCUCGCUUACAAAUCAUCCUACCCGACCUUGAUAAAUUUUUCCCACAUAAAAAAAUUGUAAAGGGCAUCAAUACAACAACAAUACAUACAUCAUGUCUUUCGCCUCAGAUUUAUCUACUGGUGGUAAAGGUGGUACCUUGGAUGCUAUAUUAUUCAAUUUAGAGCAAUUAAAACAGCUUGAAGCUGUGUCAGAGAUUAUCACAAAUUAUCUUGAUGGCGACUACAAAGCCGUUCUCCGCACGCCCACAGCGCAAAUCCUGAUUCAAAUUUUAGCAGAGAAUGUUCAUCUUUCCAAAGAGGAACAAACUCUCGCUCUCAAAGAUGCAAACCUUCAAAAUCGAGAAGUUAUUCUUUAUACUUUCAUCACGGGAUUGGCAGCUUUUAAUGCAUUUCUUCAAACCAAUGUUACCGGGCCAUCAGUUGAUUUCGGGGACGUUUUUCGGAGCUCGGAAUGGAAUGCUAGUGAGCUGAGGGAGAAAUGUUUGAGGAGUUUGGAUGUAGAUGGUGUGAGCGUUUAUCAACAUAUUCCCAAGGUGGAAUUAUUUUGCCUGGCGAGAUAUAUCUUCACGACUGUUUUUCCCAGACGUUCUUGGGUGAAGACUUGGGAUUGUAAGUGGAUGAGAAUUAGGAUUAAUGCUUAUCAUCAAAGACUUCUGAGUGGAUAUUCGAUGAAUGGGAGGAUGAGUGAUUCGACGGUCUUGCAAGAUCUGAUUGAGCAGGAUUUGAAGGAUUUAGAGGCAGAGAUCUUUGCAGAGGAGAGUGCAUUUGGUACGGAUGCGAAGGUUAUGUUUUUGUUGGAGAAGGCGCAGAUUUAUAUCAUGGAGGGCUUGGAUUUGAAGGCGAAAGAGAAUGUGAAGAAAGCUAGUGAAGUUUCGGGAUUUGAGUAUGCUCUUUCUGGAGCUUUGGGAAAGAGAACGAAGUUUCAACAGAAUGAUAUUUCGCAGUUAGUGGUUUUUGCGAAGAGUAGGGAAGAUGCCGCCAGUGCUGAUAUUGGGGAUUCAUCUGAGAAGUCGAAGGAAAGUUCUCACCCAUCGGAUGAAGCUGAGGAGCAAAGCACAACUGGUCCCCAAGCAUUGGAGUUGAAUGAUGAUACAUUAUUGGAAUCUAUCGAGUUUGCCAAAACUCCAUCUGACAAAGUGGAUAACUCCAAUUUACCGGCAGCUUUAGCUGGUAUGAAACCGGAUGAGCAACCACAACUUCAUCCUCUGGACCAGAUUACCCUAUUAACGGAAGCUACUCUUAAAGAUACUCUAUCUCCUCUUGACAAGCUAAACAGCGAAGAAAUCUUACCAUACGCUGUUCGUGUCCUAUCAGACAAGCCUACAAAUUGGCAAAUCUACACACAGGCUCUCUUGGUUCGAAGUAGAAUUGAAGCUCAUAGAUCUAGAACUCAAGAAAGAUCUGUUUUACAACUCCAAGUCAUCGUGGAUCAAAUUAUCGCCGAUACACAAGAAUCCACGCCGUCAGCAGACGCCAAUGGAGUACCUCAAAUACAAGUCACUUCAUUCCUUCCUCGAGCGAAAGCUGGUGAAUCUGCUCCUAUUACCGAGAGAUUAAGAUACGUUAACCAACUCAACACUCCUACAAGAUGGGAAAUCGAAACCGAGCUCGCAUUUGCAUGGUCCAAUGCCGGAUCUCUCGUCAGCGCCCUCGAAAUCUUCAAGAGAUUAAAGAUGUGGGCCGAAGUAGCCUUAUGUUAUCAUUCUGUGGCCCAAGAAGACAAAGCCCGACAAGUCGUUCGAAGACAGCUCUACUACUCUUCUAAAGGCCCGGAAAUGGAUAAAUACGAUAUUGAUGCCGAAGCCGUGGUUAAAGAAGAAUGGAACGGUGAAAUGCGCUCUCCACCUCCACCUCACGCACCCCGCCUGUGGUGUAUACUAGGAGAUCUUGACCAGGAUCCAACCUGCUGGGAACGAGCCUGGGAAAUCUCCAAACACCGCUACGCCCGCUCUCAACGUACACUAGGUGAUUACUACACACGAAAAAACGAUCUCACUGCAGCUCGCGAAGCAUAUCUUGCUUCUGUAGUCGUAAAUCGUCAAAACAACGACACUUGGUCUCGUCUCGGCGAUAUCGAUCUCAAGACUGGUAAUUGGGACGGCGCCAUUAUUGCAUUUCAACAAAGUAUCAUGAUCGACGAUACCGAUGCCAAAACAUACAGUAACCUGGGAUCGGCCCUCUUAUCCAAACACGACGAACUUAUCUCCUUACAGAAAAUUGCGAAGAAGGAGGAAGCAUUUACCGAUAUCGCGGAUGACGAGGAAAUCGAUUUCGCAACGUUAGAUAAAAGUGAUAAAUCCAAUGAUCCCAAGGAAAUCCUCAGACAAGCAUUAAUGGCCUAUAAACGCGGCGCUGCAACCGCACACGAUAAUUGGAAAAUCUGGGAUAACGUCAUCACGAUCGCCACGAGAAUGGCUCCCCCCGCCUUCCCAGAAAUCCUCAUGGGUCUCCGAAAUAUUCUACGUAUUCGCGCGCCGAAUGUGGGUGAAUCUGCAAUUGAUAUCGAUAUCCUGGGAUCUCUGGUCACCGAAACCGUUAGCAGAGAUAAAACCAACGAAGUAGGCCAAUCCGAUGACUCCGGAAUCUGGAUCCCAAAACGCGGAACCCUAGCUCGUGCCGUGAUUGAAAUGAUGGAGCGGGAUAUCGUCCCCCUCAUCACAAAAAGAGUAGAACUCUACGAAUUGGUAGAGAAAUUGAAACUCUGGCAAAGGGAUUACAAGGGUGCGUUGGAGGCGGCGGAAAAAGGUUGGAGGGGGACUAUGAAUGGGGAGGGAUGGCUGGAGGAGGAAGAGGCGUGGAUGAGUGUUGUAGGGGCGACGGAGAGAUUGGUGGGUGCGUAUGAGAAUUUUGGGGAGGAGGGUCGUUGGAAGGGGAAGGCGAGGAGUGCGAUUAGGGGGGUUAUGGGGAAAGGAAGGGAUGUCUGGGAGGGAACGAAGGGAUGGGUGGUUUUGGAGGGGUUGUUGGAGGAGUUGAAUGGUUAGUGCUACUAGGCUUUAAAAGUUGGAGGGUUUUUGGUAUAUGGUAUGUGGUGGGAUAUGUAUGAAUGAUAGAGGUUUGGCUCGCAAGAGCUGUUAUGUAAGGAAUGGAUAUGUGAUAUAACAUAUGGCAUAUGACAAAAGAGAUACAAUGGAAUAGGCAUCUGUGGGAUGUGUGGAUCGACAGUACAGUACAGUGGUGUCUCAAACAAUACCCCAAUACUAGAAGUUUUCGUUUGCAACUCACUACAACAUCACGUUUAGAGAUUCUGAUAGAAAGUGAUCUAAAUAGCGAAGUUCUGUACUUCAGUUCAUGAUCUAUUUAUCCAUUCGUCCGCUCGCUGCACAAUCUACUAAUCUAAACCAACAGCACGUUCCUCCACCCCCUCUCUCCUAUUUCCCUUCCCAGGUCCUUC